Molecule: messenger RNA, 2136 nt
Organism: Suillus paluster
Lineage: Eukaryota; Fungi; Basidiomycota; Agaricomycetes; Boletales; Suillaceae
Exons: 3
Coding region: 1-2136 (711 amino acids)
Source: RefSeq, a predicted model, not a curated record
AUGGAUCCCUCGACAUCGGCAUUAUCGCAGGCUGACAUAGCCUUCUUGUCCAGCAUAUUUCUCCGUGUAUCCGCAGGCAGGCUCGUCACUGACUGUAUCCACUGUGGUAGUACUGUUGCUCUAACAAUCUGUGUGAGCGACGAAAAUGGGAACAAGGGCAAACCAAUGGCAAGGCACCCGCUUUGCUUGUUCUUUCGCUGGUUUCCCCAACUAGCAUCAAGACUGCACCUUAUGGCCUUUCUUCCAGCAUCGAAAAACUCGCCAACACCUCCGAGUUCACAACCGCUUGCAUCCUCCAGCACCACCCAAGCACUCUUGCCGCCUCCUUUGACACAGCCCCCAAGCAAGAAACAGCGCAAGCGGGGUGAGCGGUGUAUAGGCUCGUUCUGUGCGCGUGCACGCGCUUUGCGCUGUAGCCGGGAGAUGUGUUCCAAACAUUGCAUUGACCUCGGUGGAUGUCACUUUCAUGGGUUCGACACACCGGAGGAGGAUGUCCUCAUUGCUGACAACGAUGCUCCCUUCGAGUUUCCUCUCGAACAAGAUGUCAGCAAUGAUGUGCUUGAGAAUGAAGAGCUCCGCCUGGCCUUGAAUGCUUCCCUUCUCGAGCUUGGCCUUCCAUUGCCUGGUGCAGCGGAUCCCAUGCCUUCACUGCAUGACCUUAUAUCGACCACGCCUCCUAGCACAUCUGUCGCAUCGUCAUUAAGCGCAGCAACCACGCCUCCUAGCACAUUUGUCCCCGAACCUUCUAGUAUACUCGCACCUGUUGCAUCGUCAUCAAGCGCAGCCCUUCACGCUUCGACCUCAAAGCCUCCUCGAAUCACUCAACAAAUGGACCCAAUAUGGACUACUGACUUGCAUGCUCGUGCCAGGCAGGAGGCUGAACAGCAAAGGGUCGAAUUGCGCCGCAAGGAGAUGGAAAGAGAAGCGAAGCAGCGUUUCGUGCUUCACUGGUAUGACUCGUGCCCUUAUUACCCCCAGUGGCAGCUUGCAGAUGAUCCUGACCUUAUCGCAUUAUUGGGCGAAGAUCUGAGGAAGAUGGAAGUAUACGAGGAACACACUAAUCGUUGGAUCCCAGCAGGCCUCUCACACACGUUCUCGCUCAAAUCAGGCUGUAACGUCUUCAUUCGCCGUUAUGGUGUAUCACGCUGUCGAGAUUUCCAGGAACUGUUGAACAUCUCUAGACAGGGUACACGCCCUCGUCACCUUCGAUUCAACAUGACUGGCGAACGCGAUGCUGUGCGCACCAAGCUCAAGUGCAAAGACACUAUCCUCAAGGUGGAGGGCCCUGUCAACACACUCACCAAAGCAAAGCGGCAACGUGAAGAGAGCUGCGAGGUUGAGACAAGCACUCCCACACGGCCACGGCUCGCUGUUGAUGCUGACUUUGAUAGUCGACGCGCUAUCUCACUCUCGCCCACUCCCCCUGUCAAUGUUGACUUUGAUAGUCGACGCACUAUCUCACUCUCGCCCACUCCCCCUGUCGAUGUUGACUUUGAUAGUCGAUGUGCUAUCUCACUCUCGCCCACUCCCCCUCCACUGGAGACUCAACAUGGCACGAGGCGCUGUGACUGGGACGAUGAUCUUGUCGAGGCUGACUUCGAUAGUCGACGUGCCAUCUCACUCUCACCCACUCCCCCUCUCAGUCCUAAUGCACCAUUCUCAGUAUCCUUGACCACCUCAUCGUCAUCGUCGAUACUGACACUGUCAUCUGAUCAGUCCAUCUCUAUGCUGCUCCCUGCCUCGCGCACACGUGUGCGAUCGACCAGAAUGUCAUCUCAACGACACGCUCACACUGCCACUCUUGUUCAAGUCCCACUGUAUGACCCCAAUUCAAAACGCCAGGUUUGGCCCCAUGGGAUGUUCACUGUCGAUAUGACUGCCGGUUUCCACCAGAUGGACAACAAGAUUUUGCGGGCGACAUAUCAACAAGAAGAAUUAUUCCAGCAUGUAUUUGGAGUCCCAUUCGUCAAGGCCACCUACCAUCAAAAUCGCAAAGCAUGGCAAACUACGAAUCUAAAUGUCCUGGCGGAGCAUGAGGCAGCGGGCCACACCCCCGCAGGUCUCUGGUCGCGCUACCUUGCUGCACGUCGAGACGCACUGGGCGAGCAAAGUAAGAAGUCGGGCAGGGCAAAGUGA